Messenger RNA from Closterium sp. NIES-65, 5628 nucleotides. The record is from the annotation of a GenBank genome assembly. Lineage: Eukaryota; Viridiplantae; Streptophyta; Zygnematophyceae; Desmidiales; Closteriaceae.
AUGGGCAAGAGGAACAAAGGGCGGGGCGGACAGCGGAACCAGCAGCCCGCUCAGCAACGCCAGGUGCUGCCGCAGCCGCAGUGUCAGCAGCAGGCGCAGCAAGGGGAGGCGGACGGAAAGGCGGAGGAUGGGAAGAGGGAGGAUUCCGCGAGCGGCGCUGCGCAGAACGCGUCGCAGCAGCAAGGCUGCGGUGAAGAUGGGGUUGUGGCGGCCGUGCUAGUCCCUGUUGAAGCCAACUCGCCAAGCAACGUGCCCGUGGCAGCAGCUCUCCGGGGGUGCAACGAGGAGGGCAUGGGGGGUGAAGACGCGGUGGCGGGGGGCAGUGGUGGUGAGGGAGUGAUGGAGGGCGUGGCGUGGCAGUGGCGGCAGCUGCAGGCCAGCAUGGCGCAGCAGAUCGACACCAUGGCGGCACAGCAAGCAGCGGUGGCAGCCAGAGAGGCAGCCGCGGGGGAGAGGGAGGAAGGGGUGACGCAGAAGGAGGAGCGAGUGAGGGCGAGGGAGGAGAGGGUGAAGGAGAGGGAGGAAGGGGUGACGCAGAGGGAGGAGCGAGUGAGGGCGAGGGAGGAGAGGGUGAAGGAGAGGGAGGAGAAAGUGAGGGUGCGGGAGGAGAAGGUGAGGGCGCAAGAGGUGGAGUGGCAGAAGCAGAGAGGCACGGCUGCUGUGGCUGCCACGAUUUCUGGUGGCGGAAAAGUGGCUUCACAGGCGAAGAUGGCUGAUCUGUGCCGCAGGGAGCAGCAGCUACACGCAAACCAGGUGAGGCAUGUGCAGCUACACGCAAACCAGGUGAGGCAUGCGCAGCUACACGCAAACCAGGUGAGGCAUGUGCAGCUACAGGCAAACCAGGUGAGGCAUGUGCAGCUACAGGCAAACCAGGUGAGGGAUGUGCAGCUACAGGCAAACCAGGUGAGGGAUGUGCAGCUACAGGCAAACCAGGUGAGGGAUGUGCAGCUACAGGCAAACCAGGUGAGGGAUGUGCAGCUACAGGCAAACCAGGUGAGGCAUGUGCAGCUACAGGCAAACCAGGUGAGGCAUGUGCAGCUACAGGCAAACCAGGUGAGGGAUGUGCAGCUACAGGCAAACCAGGUGAGGGAUGUGCAGCUACAGGCAAACCAGGUGAGGGAUGUGCAGCUACAGGCAAACCAGGCAGCGGUGGCGGCGCAGCAGAGGCAGGUGUUUGAGGUGGAGCGGGAGCUGGCGGGGCGGGAGAGGGCUCUGCAGCAGGCCUGGGCUCAGCACCGCCUGCACCUGCAGACCAUUGGGUGGACUGCGGCACAAGGGGGCGGGGCGCAGGGGCAGGGGCAGGGGCAGGGGCAGGGGCAGGGGCAGGGGCAGGGGCAGGGGCAGGGGCAGGGGCAGGGGCAGGGGCAGGGGCAGGGGCAGGGGCAGGGGCAGGGGCAGGGGCAGGGGCAGGGGCAAGGGCAGGGGCAGGGGCAGGGGCAGGGGCAGGGGCAGGGGGGACAGGGAUUGCAACAAGAGAAGGAACAAGGGGGCGAAGUAACGGUUGUAGGUGCGCCUGUGGCUGCUGGCUCGACUGGAAGGAAAGGGGAAGGGGAAGGAGGUGAUGGGGCAUCGGAUGUGGGAAGGCCGAAGAGCAGUGAGGGGCUUGUGGGACUGCAAGAGGGGGGAGGCAGUGGAGGGGACAGGGAUGUGGGUGCAGGGAGUGGUGAUUUGAGCUUAGAUGAUGCUGACGGUGCUUUUGCUGCUACCAGUGCUGCUGGUGUUGCUGGUGCUGCUGGUGCUGCUGGUGCUGCUGGUGGUACUGGUGCUGCUGGUGGUACUGGUGCUGCUGAUGCUGCUGGUGCUGCUGGUGCUGCCAGUGCUGCUGGCUUGGAGGGGGGCGGGGAGGGAGGGGCGAGAGCAGAGAUGGUGGGGGCAAGAGAGGGGAAGUCGGGAAGGGAGGGGGAAAAGGUGGAGGAGAGGCGAGGGUUGGCUGGGAAAGGGGAGCAGCAGGUGGGAAAAAAAGGGACAGAAAUGGAGGGGGAAGAUGAUGCAGGUGGUGCUGCGGAGGAAAGAGACGAGGAGCAGCAAAAGGUUGAGGAGGUUGGCAUGGAGUCAGACGCAGGAGGAGGGAGGGAUGCAGUGAGGGAUGGCAAUGAGGGUGUGGGAGGCCCCAGGGGGGCCGCAGAGGCAGAGAAAGAAAUAGAGGAAGAGAUGAGGUUAGGAGGUCAGGAUAGGGCUGUGACGGGGGGUGGAGGAGCGGUGCAAGAGAAGGGGUCUAAAGAGGGGGCGAUGGAGGGAGAGGGGAGGGACGGAAACGAGGCACGGGUUUUUGUGAACGUGAGAGAGGAGGCUGAGGGAGGAGGCGAGGGGGAGCAGCAGGGAGAGGAAGAGGUGUUGCGAGAGGGGAACAGGGGGAGAGGGGGGGUUGGGUCAUGGGGACAAGGGGGAGCAGAGGUUUGGGGAACUGGACAAGGAUUGGACAGGGAAGGAAGGGAAGGGGGAGAAUGGGGAUUGGGAAAGGGAGUAUCGAACAGAGUGAAAGAGGAGAGAUGGGCGGAGGGAGAGAAGGCCGAGUUGAGAGAAAGAUUUGAGGAGGGAUGGGGUGGGGGAGGGGAAGGUGCAUGGGGAAGCGAACAAGAGGAGGAAUUAGGAGGUGAGAGAAAAAGAUGGAGAGCGGAAGGAGGAGGAGGAUGGGGAGUGGAUGGGGAGGGGAUGACAGGAGGAGCGAGCGAGAGUGGAUGGGGGCGAGGAGGUGGGGAGAAUCAGUGGGGCAGGGAAGGGAGCGAGGAGGGAUGGGCAAGGGGGUAUGGUUCGUGUGCACAGGGGAGGUCAGGAUGGGGCAUGGGGGAGAGUAGUUUGGCUCAGGGGAGGGGUGAGGAGCAGCAGAAGGGGGAGCAGCAGGGCGAGGAUGGGUGGGAGGGGGGUGCGGACGCGGGAAGGCCAGGGGAGAAUGGGAGGAAGAAGAGGAGGGCCAAGGCGAAGAGGCAGAGGCAGGAGCAGCUGCUCACGUGUGGACUCAACUGGGGUCGUGCAAGCGCAAGCGGGCAAGGCGAGGUGUUCACGGGGGGUCAUGCUCCCGGCCCUCCUCCUCCUGCUCCUGACGCUCCCCCUCCUGCUCCUGGCGCUGCUGAUAAUUCCCCCCUUGCGCUGCCAGCUCCCCUUCCUGCAGCAUCAGUGUUGCCAGUUGGCCGUGCGAGGGACGCGGGAGAGGGGGAAGGAGCAAGGGCGGAGUCAUGUGGGCAGGCGGGAGGGCACCAAGUUGGGGGGGGUCAGAGGAGGCCGAAGCAGGAGGAGGAGGAGUGGGAAGGGUUGGGAAUGGGCGUGCAGGGUGAUGGUGAUACUGGGAGCAUGCUGCUGAACUAUAGUGCUGCUGCUGAGCCAGGAGCCUCUGGACCAGCAGCAGCAACAACGGGAGCACAAGUGAAGGUCGAAGCAGUGGUGACUGUAGAAGCAGGCACAGCACAGGCAGCAGCAGCAGAGGCAGGUGCAGACGUGGCAGCAGGUGUGGGGACGGGCGCGCAAGAGUGCAGGGUGGCAGUGAAAAUGGAGGCAGUGGGUGGAGAUGCAGAGAUGCAGGGAGGAGGCCGUGAGGGCUGGACGUGGGAUGGGUGUGGUGGAGGUGUGGCGGGAACAAGGCAAGGAUUGGGAGGUGCGAUGGAUGAAGGACAAGGGGGCUAUGACGAACAGAAGCAGGAUCAGGGGCAGGGGCAGGGGCAGGGGCAGGGGCAGGGGCAGGGGCAGGGGCAGGAACAGGGACAGGGGAAGGGGGCAGCGUGGAGAAGGAAGCAGAAGAGAAAGAGGAAGGCAGCUGCCAAGGCAGCAGCAGCGGAAGCAGGGACGAGCGAGGCCAAGGAGGCAAAGAGCUCUGCCACUUCUCUCUCCUCUCUUCUGCACUCCCCACUUCUUCUUUUCCCCUUCUGCCUCUCCUCCCACGGCACAGCAGCGGAAGCGCUGGAGUCAGACGCACCGGGGCUGCUGCAGGUGCUGCAGCAGAGGGGGCUGCUGCGCGGCAUCCAGCUCUUCGACCUCGCCUUCAUGCGCUCAGCAGGAACAGCAGGACCACCAGAAGCAGCAGCAGCAGAAGCAGCAGCAACCGGCAGCAGUGAGGAGCAGCCGCACACGGCCCCCCACGCUGGUCUCCUCCCCUCUCAGAGGGGCGAGCUGGGGGACGGGGUCGGUGGGACUGAUGUCAGCUGUGGCAACGGGAUGGCGGGGCAGAGGGGGGAGAUGGGGGUGGAUGGGGUGGAUAGGGUGGAUGGCGAGGGGCAGGCAAGGUGUAAGAUGGAGUGGGAUGAGGGAGGGGUGGGUGCUGGGCCUGGCGUUUGGACAGAGCUUGAGUGCACGCACUCUGGUGAUGCUGUGGCAAUGCCUCAAGCAGAAGCAGCAGCAGCAGGAGGAGGAUCAGGAGCAGGAGAAGCAGCAUCAGCGCCAGUGGCAGUGCCCUCUGACUUCUCCGACCUGCAGAGGAUUCUGUCCCGGCUCUACUCGCACACGUGGGAGCGCCUGCCAGGGCAGGUGGCGGGGGUAGGGGGCGGAGCAGGAGCAUGGAAUCGGCCAGCGUACUGCGUGGAGAACCUCGUCGCUCUCAUCACCCAGGCGCACGCGGUGCAGCAGGCGGGGUGGCAGGUGUCGUGGGGCUGGUGUGGGGCCAUCCGCUGCUUCCUCUUUGUCUUCCCAGACCACAACAGGAUCAUAUUGGAGGAACCAGAGUAUGGCAGAACAACCCACUUCACCAGCCCUCCCAAGCCUGACCAUCCUCCCUCCCUGCACAUCUCCCCUGGACCUGUUGCCCGGCAGGAUGAUAUUGGAGGCGCCAGAGUACGUACGGCCGGCAAGGCCAUCUACUUCUUUGAGCUGGAGGGGUGGAUCAUAUUGGAGGCGCCAGAGUACGGCAAGGCGACCUACUUCUUUGAGCUGGAAGCGGGGGUGGCGGUGCGCUGGCAGCUGCAGCGCCUGCUCGCUGUCUUUGGCGCCGCCUCUGUGUCGCGCAUCGACGUCAUCACCAACCUGCCUCUUGAGGUCCACACCUCUCAAAUUGCUGCCCACCUCGUGUGCCUCCGCAGUCCCAUACCUCCCCUCACUUCCCUCUUCCUUUCUGCCACUUUUGAGAAUGAUAAAAAGCGUCUCUUCCUUUCUUCCCGCCAGGUGGGAGUGGACCUAUCGGAGGAGGAGGCGGGGCGGUUGGAGCGGUACGGGUGGGUGCGGGGCACGGGCAUCGGCGAGCUCCUCAACUUCUGCCACCGCCUCCGCCACGACUACUCCUUCCCUGGCGUGGGGCAACGGAGCUCGGAGGAGGGGCGAGAGGUGGAGGCAGCAGGGUGGGUGCAGAGCAUAGAGGAGUGGAAGAGGCGCAUUGCCCUGCGGCUGAGGGAGGGGCGGCAGCAGGGCCGGUGCUCCCGCCUGCACCGCUACUGCCAGCAGCGUGCCUCACAGCACACUCAUGCUCUCAAAAGUGGUCUGCACAAUGGUCUGCAGGCCGAUGGGCACGGGGUGUUUGAUGCGAGCAGAGGGUCUGUUGGGGCUGCCGUGAUGCCGUCAACUCAGAAGUUCCCGGAAACUGCUGUAGCAGCUGGAGUCACUCCUAUGGCUGCCCCACUGCAGCAGAUUGACUCACAGGAGGUGCCUGUAAGCACCAAGGACUGCUGUUGCAGAGGCCGAGUGAGAGUGCAGCAGAUGGUGCUACAGUGA